Molecule: messenger RNA, 1241 nt
Organism: Lolium perenne
Lineage: Eukaryota; Viridiplantae; Streptophyta; Magnoliopsida; Poales; Poaceae
Product: serine carboxypeptidase-like 19
Biological process (GO): proteolysis; secondary metabolic process
Molecular function (GO): acyltransferase activity, transferring groups other than amino-acyl groups; serine-type carboxypeptidase activity
Source: RefSeq, a predicted model, not a curated record
AUAAAAGGUGCCGCGUAUCUUGGCUCGAGUUUCUCAUCGGGAAAUUAAGCAUGGAGGCACAAAUGCAGGUGUGUCGGCCCCUGCGCCUAGUCUUCGUCCUCCUGUGCUUCUUCUCUGCUCUGGCAAGCCUCUCAGCCGAUGCAGCUCCGACAUUGGUCGACAGACUUCCAGGUUUUGACGGCACACUCCCGUUCCGCCUUGAGACCGGGUAUGUGACCGUGGACGAGGAGAACGGCGCGGAGCUGUUCUACUACUUCAUCGAGUCGGAGGGCGACCCGAGGCGCGAUCCCCUUGUACUUUGGCCCCCCGGAGGCGGCCGCUGCACCGCGCAACAAGCAUUGCUGUUACAGUUUGGCCCGUUGAAAUUCAUCAUCGAGCCCUACGACGGGUCGACUGUGCCACGCCUCCAGUACCAUCCUUACUCUUGGACCAGGGCUGCCAGUAUUCUCUUUGUUGAUUCACCGGUGGGCGCCGGGUUUUCCUUCUCCUGGAACAUUAAAGGAUAUGAUGUUGGGGAAGCCUCUGCUGCACUGCAGGUCAAAACGUUUCUCACCAAGUGGUUCACCGAGCAUCCGGAUUACCUCCCAAAUCCUUUUUAUGUCGGAGGAGCCUCGCGCAGCGGAAGGAUCGUGCCAUUCCUCGCACAGAAGAUCUCAGAAGACAUUGAAGCUGGAAUGACUCCCACCGUUAAUCUGAAGGGCUACCUGGUAGGUAAUCCGGCUACAGGUGAAGCCAUUGAUCGUGACUCGAGAGUGCCAUAUCUACAUGGAGUUGGAGUAAUUUCAGAUCAACUAUAUGAGUCGAUAAUGGAGAACUGUCGAGGGGACGAUCUUACCAACCCCAAGAACGUGCUUUGCUCUCAGGAUAUGGAAAGGUUCAGCCACCUGUAUGAUCAAAUUGAAGGGAAACACAUUUUGUAUAAAAAGUGCCAUGAUGAGUCUUCUGGACCAAUUCACAUGACCACAGAAAGAAACACCCUAAAGGAGGAAUUGGGGUUACUUAGACAUCCACCACCUCGACCUUCAAUGGAUUGUCAAGUAAGUUCAUUUUGCAAAAAACUGAAGUCCUCGUGCGAUAAUAAGAUGGUCAUUCAGCAGGAAAGAUGGUUCAAGCAAAUUAUUAUCCGGAUGUCUUUGUUUUUCUAUGAGAAAUUAAUAGCAUCCGGGAACUACUUCCCGGUCGGUCACCCAUCCUCAAAUUACUCCGGACCAAGCACGCUUGACCUCGGAGUUCUUUGCUGA